AGAACUUUGACGAGGGAACAAAAAACGCAAGAUCAACCCUGCAGCAUUAAUUGAUAAAGAAUAGUGAUUUUAUUUAUCUAUAGUUCUAGAAUUCAGUGGUAUGAUGCAAAGUACUACAUCAAAUUUAAGUCAAAUAAAUAAAUCUAAAGAUAAGGAUAUCUUAGAAGCUCUGAACAGUGCAGAAAUUAAAAGACUGAUACCAACGGUUGUUUUCCUGUUGAUCAUAUUUGUUGGGGGUCUUAUUGGUAAUAGUGUGAUAAUACAUGUAUACCGAACCUGGUAUAAAACAAACACCUCAACAAAAAACUUUAUUGUGUGUCUCGGUCUAAUAGACUUGUUGACUUGUUGCUUUGGUAUUCCAUCGGAAAUUAUCACUUUAUUGGAUCAGCACACGUUUGAAAAUAUAUGGCUUUGUAAAUUGUGUAGAGCAAUCAACACCUUAGGAACGAAUUCCUCAGGAUUCUUAUUAAUCAUCAUUGCUGUUGACAGGUUUAGGAAAGUAUGUAAACCUUUUGGCUGGCAGAUAAAAACAUUUGGCGCAAAAUGUUUGUGUGGAUUGGUAGUGUUUCUUGGUGUUCUGCUGUCGUGUCCAGCGCUUUUGAUAUAUGGUAAACAUUCAUAUUAUAUCCCAGAACUCAAUAUAACUGCAACUGAAUGUUCUUCCGCAGAUGAAAUUGUUUCCUUAAACUUACCAUUUUAUAAUGCUCUUUUGUAUGGGAUAUUGGCAGUUACAGGCAUAACAACUUUAUGGGUUUUGUACUGUUUAAUAGGACUCAAAAUUAAACAGCAAACCAUCAAAAUGAAUGCAAAGCAAGGUUUCAAAAAGGAGAGGGUUAAGGAAGUACCAACGAUUUCCUAUUCACGUACAAAUGUCAGUAAUGUAACGGCAAUACUUAACACAUGCACCUCUGUGGGUGAAUAUUGUUACCUGGAAAACAAUAAGGAAAUUAUAAAAAAGGAAAUAGAUGGAUAUAAUAUUUCAAGAACUGAAAAGCGUAUUGCAACUUCAACAUUUACAAAAGCAUUUAAUAUCUCUAGAUCCGAUAAAACAAAAACAUCACAGUUCACGAGGAAGCAAGCACAAGUUAGACAAACAUCUUUCCUUACAUUUGUUGUUACAUUAGCGUUCGUAUUGAGCUCAAUCCCACAUCAAGUAUUGAUGCUUGUACGACAAAUAAACGAGCAAUUUGUUGAUGAAAUGUCCGAUACAAGCAAAGCUGUGUACAAAUUCUUUCUACGGUCGUACUUUUUGAAUAGUGCCAUUAACCCCAUUAUCUACAGCAUAUUUGAUUCUAAUUUUAGAUCUGCGUGUAGAAAAAGUUUUUGCCGCUGCAUUAAAGAGCGCACAGUUCAAAAUCGUUGUUAGAAAUAUCAGUUGAAAAGUAUAAAUACGCUGACAACUUUAUUGAUAUUUCGAUUAGGAUAUAAAAUAUCAUCAAAUAUCUCCACAAAGGAAAAUUUUAAUAUAAAUUAUUACAUUUGAUAUGAACAUGACUUAUAAACACAUUAUAAUUCGACUAAGAACAUCAAAUUCUGCCGACGAUAAAAUACAAGUAUAACAAUAAACGUGUUCUAAUGAUAUUUAUUGUU
Ruditapes philippinarum (Manila clam) is the source of this 1590-nucleotide messenger RNA. RefSeq names its product cholecystokinin receptor type A-like. Lineage: Eukaryota; Metazoa; Mollusca; Bivalvia; Venerida; Veneridae. Gene Ontology annotation, molecular function: G protein-coupled peptide receptor activity. Gene Ontology annotation, biological process: neuropeptide signaling pathway. Gene Ontology annotation, cellular component: membrane. The record is from RefSeq and is a predicted model, not a curated record. The transcript has a single exon. The coding region runs from base 101 to 1366 and encodes 421 amino acids.